GGGGCCGGGGGCCUGGACUCCUGGGUCUGAGGGAGGAGGGGACUGAGGCCUGGUUUCCUGGUCUGAGGGAGGAGGAAUUUGGGCCCAGACUCCCGGGUCUUCCCAGCCCCCUGCCCCUCCCCAGGCCCAUCGCUGACCUCUGUGCUGAACGAGCUGCCCAGUGCUGCCACCCUUCGGUACCGAGGCCCUGGGGUGCUGCCUUGGGGGGUGCCGGAGGAGGAGGAGGAGGAGGCUGGAGGAAGGAGCAGAAAAGCCUUCACAGAAGUCACCCAGACGGAGCUGCAGGACCCUCACCCUUCCCGGGAACUGCCCUGGCCCAUGCAGGCCAGACGGGCACACAGGCAAAGAAAUGCCAGGGACCAGGUGAUCUAUGGCUCUGGAACUAGGACGGACCAAUGGGCGCGACUACUUCGGAGGUCCAAGGAGAAAACAAAGGAAGGCUUGCAAAGCCUGCAGCCCUGGUCAUGGACACUGAAGAGGAUCGGGGGCCAGUUUGGCGCCGGCACCGAGUCCUACUUCUCCCUGCUGCGCUUCCUGCUCCUCCUCAACGUGCUGGCCUCUGUGCUUAUGGCCUGCAUGACGCUGCUGCCCACCUGGCUGGGAGGCGCUCCCCCAGGCCCUCCUGGCUCCAACACCUCCUCGCCCUGCGGCUCCUAUAACCCCCACCCUCAGGGCCUGGUCACCUUUGCCACCCAGCUCUUCAACUUGCUCUCAGGAGAAGGUUACCUGGAAUGGUCCCCUCUCUUCUAUGGCUUCUACCCGCCCCGCCCACGCCUGGCGGUCACCUACCUGUGCUGGGCCUUUGCCGUUGGCCUCAUCUGCCUCUUGCUCAUCCUGCAUCGGUCAGUGGCACCUGCACCCCUGACCCCGUGACGGGACGGGUUGGGGUAGGGAAGCAAGUGGUGGUGGCAGAAACUCCCUCCCCAAGAAUCCUCAGUCUUGCGGUGUAACCCUUUCUUCUGUGUGAGUUCAAAUCAAGGUUUUGUGCCGGGCGCAGUGUCUCACGCCUGUAAUCCCAGCACUUUGGGAGACCGAGGCCGGAGGAUCAGGAGGUCAGGAGAUCGAGACCAUCCUGGCUAACA
This is a messenger RNA of Chlorocebus sabaeus (green monkey), 1082 nucleotides long. Lineage: Eukaryota; Metazoa; Chordata; Mammalia; Primates; Cercopithecidae. The record is from RefSeq and is a predicted model, not a curated record.